AUGGUAGACGAAGCCCCUCAUAUCGCUAUCAUCGGCGGCGGCAUUGUUGGCCUCAUCCUUGCGGCAGGCCUCACGCGGCGCGGCAUAAAAGUAGACCUCUACGAGCAAGCGCGCAACUUCCGUGAGAUCGGCGCAGGGAUCGGCUUCACAGCCAACACAGUGCGCUGCAUGGAGAAGAUUAACCCGGCCAUUGUUAAAGCGCUGCGCUCUGGCGGGGCCGUCAACGUCUCGCUCGACCAGCAGGACCCCAAGUCUUACUUACGCUGGAUCGACGGAUAUGGGCAGCGCAAAGAAGAUGAUCCAAUGUAUCAGACGCCUCUGCUGAAGCUGGAUGCAGGAGUCAAGGGGUGGGAGACGGUGCGACGAGAUAUGUUUCUGGAUGACCUUGUCAAGGUCAUUCCGGACGGGGUUGUGCACUUGCAGAAAAGGCUGAAUACCAUUGAGGACGAUGAUGGGUCAGAGAGGGUAUUUUUGAACUUUACUGAUGGUACGAGGGCACAGGCGAAUGCUGUCAUUGCUGCUGACGGGAUCAAGUCCCGAACACGACAACUGCUCCUGGGGCCAGACAACCCAGCCUCCUACCCUCAAUACACACAUAAAGUGGCCUACCGCGCCCUGAUCCCCAUGGACAAGGUCAAAGACGCGAUAGGCGAAUACAAAACUCACAGACAGCACAUGCACGUCGGCCCCAACGCCCACCUCAUCCACUACCCCGUCAACACAAACACCAUCGGAGCCACCGUUGUGGUCUCAGAUCCCAAUGUCUGGCCCCUGGACAAACCCACCACCGCACGCGCGUCACGCAAGGAGGUUUCCGAGGCACUGGCAAACUGGUCUCUCCCUGUCCGCAACCUCGUUGAUCUCUUCCCGGAAGAACUCGACCAGUGGGCUCUUUUUGAUCUCUUCGAGUACCCUGUUCCACAGUAUAACAAGGGCCGAGUCUGCCUGGUGGGCGAUGCGGCGCACGCGUCAAGUCCUCAUCACGGGGCUGGCGCAUCCUUUGGCGUGGAGGAUGCGCUGUGCCUUUGUACCAUCAUGUCUGAGCUGACUAUGGAGCUUCACCAACACAGUUUAAAUAAGGCUGAGGCUCUGCGGGCGGCAUUUGAGACUUACGAUAAGCAGCCUGAGUGGGCUGAUCCUGCCAAGAGGGUCAAGGCAGAGUCCUGCUUUGAGGAGGUCAAGGAUCGUUCGUUCAAGAUUUGGCAUUUUGAUUCCGCAGCGAUGGUGGAUGAGACGAUUCAGGAAUACAGGACCAGGUUAGAGUCCCUAAUCAAUACUGCAAAUGUCAUUGACGGAUUGACGGCGUGA
Molecule: messenger RNA, 1308 nt
Organism: Aspergillus nidulans FGSC A4
Lineage: Eukaryota; Fungi; Ascomycota; Eurotiomycetes; Eurotiales; Aspergillaceae
Exons: 3
Coding region: 1-1308 (435 amino acids)
Biological process (GO): secondary metabolite biosynthetic process
Molecular function (GO): FAD binding
Source: RefSeq, a predicted model, not a curated record